GAGAAAAGUCUCCUUCUGCCCCUCACAUUGACAGGCGUCUAAAGCUAGCGAAAUGAGGGAUGCUCAACUACCGGACCUACCGAUAGAUGGCUCUAGUCAUAUCUGAAUUUGACAAAAAGCGAAGUGUCAAAAACACGGAUGAAAAUGUUUUUCGUUCUGCGCCCUCAUAGUCUUUGACAUGGUGUCAAUCACUGGAAUGACUGGUUGUCAUGAUAUGGCCCAAGCAAAAAACCAACCUGGAAGUGAAAGCUGCAGAAGCUGGCCAGACAGACACCCCAAUGGCUGCUACAAUCUGUGUGAGACAAGGAAUGAAGGACUCGUGGCUCCACUGAAGGAAGAAGAUCGUCUGUCAGCAACGGUCUGGGCAGUAACAGAAGCUGCAGCAGUAGUGCCUAGAGGUGUAUUUGUAGUUAACUCUGAUGAUGGUUGUCUCUCAUGGAAUCCAUGUUUUGUUGGUCUGGGACACAGCAAGGCAGUCAGUCUGUCACAUUAUUUGCACCUGAGACCUCCGCGCAAACCCUGGAAUACGUGCCUACUUACUGCUCCGUCACCUAAUCCAGCCAUUGAUUGCCUUGAUUCAGUUGACACUGACUUUCCACCAGGUUGCUGGAGUCUUCAGCUGGAGUGUGGAAGUCAUGUAGUUGUGCUCAGGAAUCUGUUGUGGCCAGGUGCAGUGGGAUACCAUGCUGUUGGUACACCUGACCAUGGAUAUGUCUACAUUGGGUCAGGAAAGCGAAAUCUUGAUCUGCCCUUUAUGGUCUGAUAAUGAAAUCUGAAACUGAAAAAUGUUGAUUGUAGAAUGUUACUGUUAUAUUGACAAGAGAGAAUAAAUUUUUUUUGUGUUUAGGCAGAACCAUCCUUGUAAGAAUGCUUAAAUUUUUAAUUAAAGGUUUAAGAUGCUAGCUCUUGGUGGACAGCUGUAUGGCAUGCUAAGUGACACAGUAUUCCUCUUACAAUGCAAGAAAAUUAGAAGCAGUUGUUGCAGUGAAUAGUCAUUGUAUGCAUUCAUCUUAAAAAAAUAAAAAAAAUAACUUGUGUAAAAUAGACUGUAUUAAAUAAAGACUGAAAUAUGUAUGUGCAAACUCUUCCAAAGAUUUUGUUUACUUGUAGAUCUAAAAUUGCCAUGAAUUAUAUUAAUGACUGAGCAUCAGUAAUACUGAAACUUCAAACUCUUUCCCCUGACAACAAGGAGAUCAGACAAACGUAGUGCAAACAAUUUGAUUGCCACUUCAUUUAUGUUAAGCUAAUAUUCUCUAAAUAUGCCAGUCAUUACAGCACAUUAACAAUUUUACACUGCAUAUUUUUAAUCCAUCUCUGUUCAAACAAAAUGUUAGUACCACAAUUUAGGCAGAAAUGAUGCUCCCUGAGGCCCUCAGUUAAUACUAAAACUUUUUGAGUAUUAGUUUUAAUCACUGUACUAAUAUUUUUGAUAAUUAAUGCAUUAAGACUCAAGUAAAAUUCUACAUACUAACACUAGAAUGCACAUUCAACAUCAGUUUUAAACUGAACGAGGUUAUGAACUCUUAAGUACACAGUUAAAGAUAUUUAUACACAUUAGGGAAGACAAACAUGCAACAUAAACUUUUUGUCCCAUCUAUCUCUUGCUAGUAUUUGUCUCAGAGUGCUUAGAAUGAUUUUACAUGGAAAGCAAAAUGCCUUUGAAGUAAGGAUUACAGUGCAAAGACUUACACAGAAUUAUUUUAAGAUGAAAAUGGAGAAACAGACUGAAAAUAGUGACAUUAAAUACUGUAACAUUCAAUGACAAAUGUGAGGAUCUUGCAGAUCUCAUAGAAAGAAGAAAGACUGAGGUCUUUAGACUGAGUAAAUCAAAAAAA
Molecule: messenger RNA, 1835 nt
Organism: Schistocerca cancellata (South American locust)
Lineage: Eukaryota; Metazoa; Arthropoda; Insecta; Orthoptera; Acrididae
Gene: Rsph9
Product: radial spoke head protein 9 homolog
Exons: 4
Coding region: 179-763 (194 amino acids)
Biological process (GO): axoneme assembly; cilium movement involved in cell motility; motile cilium assembly
Cellular component (GO): axoneme
Source: RefSeq, a predicted model, not a curated record